Molecule: messenger RNA, 1825 nt
Organism: Cercospora beticola
Lineage: Eukaryota; Fungi; Ascomycota; Dothideomycetes; Mycosphaerellales; Mycosphaerellaceae
Molecular function (GO): FAD binding; oxidoreductase activity
Source: RefSeq, a predicted model, not a curated record
AUGGGCUCAAUCGAAGCACCACCGAACAGCAUCCUCGAUGUUGCCAUUGUCGGCGCAGGCCCGGUUGGCCUUGCUCUAGCAUUGGACCUGGGAAAACGAGGCAUACAUACCACUGUCUUCGAACGCAAGCCACGAACAUCAUCACAAAUCGAAGCCAAAGCCAGCGUGAUCAAUGAACGAACAAUGGAAUAUCUCCGCCGUCUUGGCUGUGCAAGAGAAGUCGCAAAUUCGGGAUAUCCCAAAGACUUACCUGGCGAUACAGUCUUCUGCACGGCGCUGCACGACAAGUACAUCGGAAGAUUGGAGAUGGACUCGGCUGAAAAGCGUGAGCUGCCAGAGCAAAGUAGUGAGAUGCUGCAGAGGUGCCCACAGUGUUGGUUUGAUCCAAUUUUGGCGAGAGCUGUAGUCAAGCAGAAGAUGACUGAGAUGAGAUAUGGCUUUGAGGUCUCCGGCUGUGAGCAGGAUGCGAACGGUGUGACGCUGUUGAUCAAGAAUGCCGAGACAGGUCUGCUCGAUUCGGUCAGGGCAAGAUAUGUCGUGGCUUGCGAUGGUCCCGGAAGUGCAAUCCGCAAGUCGUUGGGCAUUGAUUUCCAGGGGAAAGACCUUGGACUCAUGCUGAGCUCGAUCGUCGAAGCCGAUAUCAAUGGCAAGCCACCUUUCGGAGCUGCGGCAGAACGAUACAUGUGCAUCGGUACAGAAGGCACGUGGGGGAACUUUACCACGAUUGAUGGCCGCAACCUUUGGCGUUUCGCUGUAGCUGGCAUCAAGGAAAGGAUUGAUCCAAACACUUACGACAUCAAACCUCUCGUGAAGAAAGCACUGGGCCGAGAUGAUAUCGACUUCGACGUUAAGAGGGUCCUCCAGUGGCGGAGAUCUCAGUUUACGGCGGAUCGAUAUAACUCCGGAAGAGUGUUUCUUGCUGGAGACUCUGCUCAUACAAUGUCUCCAACUGGUGGCCAUGGAAUGAACACCGGUAUGGGCGACGCUUCUGAUCUCAGCUGGAUGUUGCAAGCUCUGCUAGAGGGAUGGGGCGGACCCAAUCUCAUCGCAGCAUACGAGAAAGAACGUCGUCCCAUUGCAGUGCGAAAUGGCCAGACCUCAACCAAGAACUUCGCCAUCUGGCAAACUGGCAAAGACAAGAUUUUGGAUGACACUCCCGAAGGUGAAGAUCAGAGACGCAUGACUGGAGAGAACAUGGCGGCAAACAUGCGACAAGAGUUUCAGAGUCUCGGGCUUGCACUGGGGUACAACUAUGGGGACUCGUCACUAGUUGUGCCAGAUGGUUCUGAAGCCCCAGCUGAUGAUCCUGAGGUGUAUAUCCAGACUGCCAGACCAGGUCAUCGAGCACCCCACUGCUGGCUCGAGCAAGAUAAAUCUACUGUCGAUUUGUUCGGCGAUGGCUUCGUCUUGUUGCGCUUUGGGCCUGAGUCGGCAGAUGAUUCACGUUUGGAAGAAGCGGCAGGCAAGGUCGGAUUGCCUUUGCGGUCGAUAUCCAUCUCGUCGAAGGAUGCGGCUGAGUUGUACGAGCGUCGACUCGCGCUUGUGCGCCCAGACGGAAUGGUGGCUUGGAGAGGCGAUUUUCUGCCAAACAAUGUCGACGAACUCGUUGACCGUGUGCGAGGUGUCAUUUAAACAUGUAGAGAGAUGAUUGAAGUACUUUGCAAUGUGUGGAGUCCAGCAGAAUCGGCUCGUUCCCCAGACUCUCGCGAUCGUGUUGCGAUGUUUGCUCCAUAGUGGCACAGCCGCUGGCGGUGUCCCGAAAGAGACAGAUCCUGCCUUUAUAACUGCAACGGAAUCCUGCUUUGUCAGGGAAGUGGCUAAACAC